AUGUCAUCUGAAGAACCAUCGACGUCUUCUAAGCCUUCCACUACGCCUCCUAGUUCCCGCUCCCCAAAAGGCACAUGCGCUGUCUGUGGUGACGUGGCGAAUGGCAGAAGGUACGGUGCCAUGUCCUGUCUUGGGUGCAUUGUGUUUUUCCGAAGGACAUGCUUAAGAAAUAUGAAGUAUAGAUGUCAGAGACAAGGCUGCUGUGAGAUCACGACAGAGACCCGAUGUGUGUGCCGUAGUUGUCGAAUGAAGAAGUGUCUAGACGUCGGGAUGAAUCCAGAAUCUAUUCAAAUUCGGGACGUCAUUGGUCCCAGGAGGCCCCGCCCACAAUCCAGAUCACCACAGCUACCGUCCCCAUCCUCCUCACUUCCACCAAGUGUUCCUGAAGCCCUGAAUAUCGGAGUGUUCUUGGAGCUCCAAAAAAAUCAAAGAGAGCAACAUUGCACGGAGGAGGAGAAGAAGUUCACGGAGGGGUGUGUUUAUAUGAAGAACGACUACCACCACCGUGCCACCUCCUCUGACAUCAACCACUCCCUGAAACUGGCCAUCGAAGACUCCACUGACUUCGCCGCCCAUUUCCAAUUCUUCCAAAAUCUCACGGAGCCCCAACGGAGAGCAUUUCUAGCCGAGUACUCCAUAGCAUUCAUGUUGAUAGAUCAGGCUGUGAAGACUAUAAACGAGGCGGAUGAUGGGUUCUGGCUGAUGCAGAAUGGAAGUUUUCUAGGGUUACAUCCAGAUUUCAAGUUCGAUGAGGAUAUGGCGGAUGAGGAGAGCGAGAGAUGCCACUUUGAGUUUGUCACUCAACUUCUUAGCACCCUGGCUGCGCCGUUUCGAAGAUUGAAGCUUUCCGACUUUGAAUCUACAGUAAUCAAAUUGCUUUUGCUUAUACCAGUAACCCAACCGGUUCUGCGCAACCAAGUGACCCAAAACUUUAUGGAGCACUUAUCAAUGGAUGCUGAGAGAUUUGGAGAGAUAAUAUUAUUGAUUAGUUCGAUUCGUUGUGCUGUAAAAGCGUUUUAUAACAUGACGAAAGUUAGUGAUUUGUUUAGUAGUGAGAAUUUUGAGCAGGUUGUUAGAGAUGUUCUUGUUGAAUAA
Caenorhabditis remanei is the source of this 1095-nucleotide messenger RNA. RefSeq lists its product as uncharacterized. Gene Ontology annotation, molecular function: zinc ion binding; DNA-binding transcription factor activity; sequence-specific DNA binding. The record is from RefSeq and is a predicted model, not a curated record. Bases 1 to 1095 code for a protein of 364 amino acids. Gene Ontology annotation, biological process: regulation of DNA-templated transcription. NCBI's taxonomy places the organism in Eukaryota, Metazoa, Nematoda, Chromadorea, Rhabditida, Rhabditidae. The transcript is spliced from 5 exons.